AUCCUCCAGACCAGUAGAUGGCGGUAACGGUGCAUGAUGUGUUAGAAGGAAGAAAACGUUCAAGUUCCUGAUGUUCUGUUCUCCUGAAGCCAGCAGUGGUGUUUGACGCCAUCAAAUAUGCAGAUCUUUGUGAAAACCUUGACGGGUAAAACCAUCACCCUUGAGGUGGAACCCAGUGAUACUAUCGAGAAUGUGAAGGCCAAGAUUCAAGACAAAGAAGGUAUUCCUCCUGACCAACAGCGACUCAUCUUCGCUGGCAAACAGUUGGAGGAUGGCCGCACGCUGUCAGACUACAACAUUCAGAAAGAGUCCACUCUUCAUCUCGUCCUGCGUCUGAGAGGAGGUAUCAUCGAGCCUUCCCUGAGACAGCUUGCACAGAAAUACAACUGUGACAAAAUGAUCUGCCGCAAAUGCUAUGCACGUCUUCACCCCCGUGCAGUCAACUGCCGCAAAAAAAAGUGUGGGCACACCAGCAACCUGCGCCCCAAGAAGAAGCUGAAGUAAACGAGCAUUCUCUUUGAUGUUUUGUCAAUGUUUUCAAUAAUAAAAUUGAAAUGGUAAAGACUGUCAUUCAUGCUACCAUAAACCUUGACUUACUAUACAGAA
Molecule: messenger RNA, 606 nt
Organism: Salvelinus sp. IW2-2015
Lineage: Eukaryota; Metazoa; Chordata; Actinopteri; Salmoniformes; Salmonidae
Product: ubiquitin-ribosomal protein eL40 fusion protein
Biological process (GO): translation; protein ubiquitination; modification-dependent protein catabolic process
Cellular component (GO): cytoplasm; ribosome; nucleus
Molecular function (GO): structural constituent of ribosome; RNA binding; protein tag activity
Source: RefSeq, a predicted model, not a curated record